AAGACGAUAUAGUGACAAUUCAGGAAGAACUUGGUAUUGUCAGUUACACUAAUCAAGAAAUGGCAGAAGAAGCCGAUAAAAAUGCGAGAGUCAAUGAAGCGUAUCAGAUAUUGCACCGCGUUAGAAAGUUAAAUCAAAAUGUAGUGCAUGUUCUAACAAAUUUACGUGGUGAUAAUUUGCUGACAGACCGUGAAGAUUUACUUCAUUUUAUUAGCUAUCGAUGUAAUGUCGUGGAAUAUCCUGACUUAGAGGAAGCUCAUUGUUUACUAGCUGACCAUCUUAGUGAAUACGAUUAUGACAUUAGUGUUGCUGAAGAUUGCCUUUCUAUUAAUUCAAAAAUCACAGAAAAUAAUGAAGGCAAAGAAUUGCUUUUAAAU
Racocetra persica is the source of this 377-nucleotide messenger RNA. Lineage: Eukaryota; Fungi; Glomeromycota; Glomeromycetes; Diversisporales; Gigasporaceae. The record is from the annotation of a GenBank genome assembly.